AUCCUCCGUCACUCAGGUGGAGCUUCUCCACAGGUGAACGAGUCUCACUUCAGCUGCAGCAUCGACCCUGCACCUAAAACUGAAACAUGGCCAGAUUUUUUAAACGUGAAACUAAUAAACGAUCUGAUGAAGAGCUGAGGAUUGUGAUGGUGGGGAAGACAGGAAGUGGGAAAAGCGCCACAGGAAACGUCAUUCUUGGACGUCAGCGCUUUAGGUCAGAGUUCUCUCCUACAUCUUUGACUGAAAAGUGUGCAAAAGGCAGAUCUUCAGUGGAUGAACAAAAGGUUGUUGUUGUUGACACCCCAGGCCUGUUUGACACUAAAUUUGAUGAAGAGACAACAAAGAGAGACAUAAGCCAGUGCAUCGCUUAUUCUUCUCCUGGACCCCACGUCUUCCUGAUCGUCAUCAGACUGGGUAGAUUCACAGAAGAAGAAAAGCAGGCAGUGCAGAAGAUUCAAGAAAUAUUUGGUGAGGCUGCAGACAGAUACAGCAUGGUCCUCUUCACUCAUGGAGACCUUCUUCAUAACACUACCAUUGAGAAGUUCAUAAAUCGCAGCCCAGACCUUCAGGAACUUGUAGACAGAUGUAACGGUCAGUACCACGUCUUCAAUAAUACGCUGGAGGAUCGUCGUCAGGUCACUGAGCUGCUUCAGAAGAUCAGAGAUAUCGUCCAGAAGAACGGAGGAAGCCACUACACCAAUGAGAUGUUCCAAGAGGCAGAAAAGAUACUUCAGGAAAGACAACAAGAAAUCCUGAAAGAGAAAGAGGAGGAAAUACGCAGAGAGAUUGAGGAACUGAAGAAGAGACUACGAGCUGAAUUAAAAGAAAAGGUGAAUUUUACUACACAACUCCAGGCUGAAAGAGAGGAAGAGAUGAAGGAGAGAGAACAGGAAAAACAGGAAAUGAAUGUAAUGUUGAAUGAGCUGAAAAAGGAUGGGGAGAGGUGGAUUGCAGAGAGGGUGGAGAUGGAAAUUGCAAAGGAAAGAGAGAAGCAGAACAGAGAAGAACAAUGCAGAGUUCAAAUGCAGAAUAUGAUGAUCUGGUUUACAGAGGAGACAGACAACUGUGCAGUGGAGAGGCUGGGAAUACAGAAUCAAAGGCAAAGCAUGGCGAUAGAAAGGCAGAGAAUGAAGCUGGAGGAGGUGGGAGUGAGGAGAAAAGAGGAGGAGAUGAAGGAGAUGGAAAGAAAAGAGAGGAUGAGAAAAGAGAGAGUGAGAAAAGAGAGGAUGAGGAAGGAGAUGGAAACUAAAGACUGGAUGAGGGAGAUGGAGAGAGAAGAGAGGAUGAGGGAGAUGGAGAGAGAUGGAGAGGAUGAGGGAGAAGGAGAUGUUCAGGUAUGUAAAACUAAUAAACGAUCUGAUGAAGAGCUGAUGAUUGUGAUGGUGGGGAAGACAGGAAGUGGGAAAAGCGCCACAGGAAACGUCAUUCUUGGACGUCAGUGCUUUGAAUCAGAGUGUUCUCCUACAUCUUUGACUGAGGAGUGUUCAAAGGGCAGAGCUACAGUGAACAAACAAAAGGUUGUUGUUGUUGACACCCCAGGUCUGUUUGACACUAAAUGUGAUGAAGACACAACAAAGAGACACAUAAGCCAGUGCAUCGCUUAUUCUUCUCCUGGACCCCACGUCUUCCUGAUCGUCAUCAGACUGGGUAGAUUCACAGAAGAAGAAAAGCAGACAGUGCAGAAGAUUCAAGAAAUAUUUGGUGAGGCUGCAGACAGAUACAGCAUGGUCCUCUUCACUCAUGGAGACCUUCUUCAUAACACUACCAUUGAGAAGUUCAUAAAUCGCAGCCCAGACCUUCAGGAACUUGUAGACAGAUGUAACGGUCAGUACCACGUCUUCAAUAAUACGCUGGAGGAUCGUCGUCAGGUCACUGAGCUGCUUCAGAAGAUCAGAGAUAUCGUCCAGAAGAAUGGAGGAAGCCACUACACCAAUGAGAUGUUCCAAGAGGCAGAAAAGAUACUUCAGGAAAGACAACAAGAAAUCCUGAAAGAGAAAGAGGAGGAAAUAUGCAGAGAGAAAGAAGAACUGGAGAAGAAACUACGAGCUGAAUUAAAAGAAAAGAUGAAGAUUUUUACUGCACAACUCCAGGCUGAAAGAGAGGAAGAGAGAAAGGAGAGAAAGAAGGAAAAACUGGAAAUGAAUGUAAUGUUGAAUGAGUUGAAAAGGGAUGGGGAGAGGUGGAUUGCAGAGAGGGUGGAGAUGGAGGUUGCAAAGGAAAGAGAGAAGUAUAACAUGCAAGUGAUGGUGAGGGAGGGAGAGGAGCAAUGCAGACUGCAAAUGCAGAAUAUGUUGAUGUGGUUUAAAGAGAGAGACAACUGUGCAAUGGAGAGGCUGGGAAUGGAAAGGCAGAAAGCUAGGAUGGAGGAGGAGAGGAGGGAGAUGGAUAGAAAAGAGAGGAUGAGAGAGAUGGAGUUGGAGAAAGCCAAGUGGGAAAUGGAACGUAAAGAAGCAGAGAGAAAAGCAGAAGAUAGACAAAGGAAGAUGAUGGAAUGUUUGAAGGUGCAGUUCGAAAGAGAUCUGAGAGAACAGAAAAAAGAGUUGGAGGAAAAGAUUCAAAGAAAAGCAAGAGAGAAAGCUGAAAAGCAGAGUCCAGGUUUCUUCAGUAGAGUAUUGGGUUUUGUUGGGAAACUAUUUAAAUAGUGUAGAAACACAAUGCAAUACAUAGUUAUCUUGUCAUGAGUUGAUUGUGUGAAGCUGUGUUUUUAACCUGCUUAUGCUUUGACACGUUUAACCUGCUCAUGAUUGAUUGAUAAUUAGAUCACUGAUUUAUAAUUUCUCAGCAAUAAACUGGCUCCUUUAAUUGGUUUAUCAGUUCAUGGAUGAUGUGAAUGUAUUUACAUUGUGUUGUGCCAUUUGAAUGUUCACAUUUAUGAUAUCAAGUAAAAUCAUUAUUUCCCUCA
Molecule: messenger RNA, 2902 nt
Organism: Lates calcarifer (barramundi perch)
Lineage: Eukaryota; Metazoa; Chordata; Actinopteri; Centropomidae
Product: trichohyalin
Exons: 3
Coding region: 87-2642 (851 amino acids)
Molecular function (GO): GTP binding
Source: RefSeq, a predicted model, not a curated record